AUGCCCCUCUUCAGCAGGAAGUCCAAGUCGCCCUCGAAUUCCUCUUCGCGCUUCCCCGGCCGCUCUGUCGAGAACCUGGUCCCUGUCUUCGACGGCCGCCCCAGCCACGCUCCCAUCCAACAAACCCCCGCCAGCACCAACACCCAUCACCAACUCAACCCCACGGCCCCCGCCGGCAACCCGGACUACGAGGCGGAGCACCGUGUCGUAGACCCCCGUUUCGCCUAUCACGAACCAUCGGGUCCGGCGCUGUCGCAGCCCGAAGUGCAAUCCUCGUUGCACCGCUCGCAGAGCCAACGUCAGCCCCACCUGCAGCAACGCGGCGACCGACCGACCGUCAGUGUGGUCGCCCCUGAGCCCCAGCCUCGUCGCCUGCAAAAAAGCGGCUUCGGUGGACGACCUUCCUCUGGCCUCCUUGAUCGCAGCGCCAGCGUCUCUGUCAAGGGCAAGACCAUCUCCCAUCCCAUCGCCCAUCCCGCGUCGCCGCAAGUGCCCAGCCUCAACACUUCGGACGAAUUCAUUGCUCGCAACAACUACAACGACCCGUCCCCGGCCACCGCACAUCCGUCAGGCUACGAACCGCGGUCGACGUCGCUCGCAUACCAACAUCAACACCAACAGCACUUUCGGCAUUCAUCGCGCGACACCCUCGAGCGAUUGCCUCAGGCGCAGUACCCUCCGCACCAACUCCCCACCUCGACCGACUCGCUGCCCUAUCCGAGGCCACUGGUGCGCUCCAAUACCGAUCCAAAACUGCUGGAACAACAAUACAGCCAGCCUUCUCCCACUGAACUCGCCCGCGACUCCCUCUACUACGCUGAGGGUCACCGGGGCCAGCCCCAAACUUCCCAGCAGGAUCUGGUAUUGAAUGCACGGCCCCCCUCCCGGCAAUCCUACGAGCCACCCUCCCCAAUUAGUUCGCGAACUCAUCCUGACGCCAUGCAGCAGGCUUCCGCGCAGGCGCCUCAGUCCUCCAGCGAUCAGCCGUCGGGGGAUACCAGCCGACGGGCCAGCACCACCACGCAAAACAUGCCUGACCAGCCCGGGCGACAGACGCCCACCAGCAGUCGCCAACGCGAGGACCUAUCCGAUAUCGAUGUUCGAGCUUUGCUUCAAAAACAUGAGGAGCUGCAGACCAAAUACUCCAAGGUGAAGCGCUAUUACUUCGACAAAGAAGCCCAGGUCCAGCAUCUCCAGAAUACAGUUGCGCAUCAGCGCAUGGCCGUGUCCCGAACUGUACUCGAUGAUAAUGAGUAUGCCAACCGGUUCCAGCGCCUGGAUGGGGCGAUCAAAGAUUUGGCAUUUUCUGUGCGCAAGGAUUGGCGCAGCAUUCCAUCAUGGCUGCAUGGCCUGGUAACGGAUGAUGCGAUCCAGACCGGUACCAAGGAAAUGACCGCGGUAGGACGGGCUGUAGUCAGUAAAUGGCUAGGCGAGGAGGUCUUCAACAAACACUUCCACCCGGGAUUGGACCCGGCUCUAAGCGUGCAAUUGAAGAAUAUCGAGAUGAACCUGCGCCGGCAGCAGAUGCGACCAUCCACGGACGAGGACCGCGAAAACUCCAUUGCGCGACUUUCCAACUGGCGCCGGACGACCUUUGACGGCCUCGGCGAUGCCCUGUCGACUCCUGAUGCGCAGGAACACCGCGCGGAACUGAUUGAGCAUCUAAUUGCGGAACUUGCCUCGUUCUUGAGUACUCAGCUACAUGACCCCGCGCUGCCCGGCCUCGAAGCGGGUGUGCGCAUGAUCAUCGAGAACACUAUCAACAUCGUUGAAAAGAUCCCGCUCGAGGCUCGUGAUGUCUACGUGGAAUAUCUCCCGGUCAAUGUUUCUUUCAACGAAGGAUUCAUGAAGGUGGAAGGUCAAUUGCCGCCAUUGACGCACCAGCCUCCACCCCCAGCCGAUCAGGAGCCUGAAGACGCUGCCGCCGCCGAGGGAGACUCGUCCCCCGCCUCAAACUCUACUGGAGCCGGUGAUGGCACCUCCCCAGCCCCGCGCGAGUCAAAGAAGAAAUCUGUAUUCGGCAAUUUUAUCACGCGCAAGGCCCCAGGUCCCGAAUCUGGCCGCCCAGCAGCCGCCAAUCCGCACGACGAAAAAGCCGAUCAUCCCGAGGUCGCUGCACCGACCCGCAUUCGAUUUUCGUCUUUCCUCACCGUCGAGGUGCGCGGUAAAGGGCCAGCAAUGGUGCUGGUGAAGGCUCCCGUGUGGUUGAUAGAGUGA
Penicillium argentinense is the source of this 2217-nucleotide messenger RNA. RefSeq lists its product as uncharacterized. Bases 1 to 2217 code for a protein of 738 amino acids. NCBI's taxonomy places the organism in Eukaryota, Fungi, Ascomycota, Eurotiomycetes, Eurotiales, Aspergillaceae. The transcript is spliced from 2 exons. The record is from RefSeq and is a predicted model, not a curated record.